Molecule: messenger RNA, 1341 nt
Organism: Canariomyces notabilis
Lineage: Eukaryota; Fungi; Ascomycota; Sordariomycetes; Sordariales; Chaetomiaceae
Exons: 3
Coding region: 1-1341 (446 amino acids)
Biological process (GO): regulation of DNA-templated transcription
Molecular function (GO): DNA-binding transcription factor activity, RNA polymerase II-specific; zinc ion binding
Source: RefSeq, a predicted model, not a curated record
AUGACCCUUCUGAAAGUCGCUUCCUUCACAAACACGUUCCUUAUUCCUAGCAAUGGAGGAGGUUUGCCAGAGCUAAAGGUCGUGGGACCUGAAGAUGGCCGGAAGAAGCGGCCGCAUCGCUGUGACGAGAACGAGCCAUGCGGCAACUGCGUAAAGCGAAAGGAGACAUGCCUACGCCGGAUAACGACAUCGCCCAACCGGCUAGAGGACCGGUCACAGAUGUCGACACCAUCCCCGCAGCGUGAGGAGUCCUGGUGCCCUCUGUCUGAACCCGAGUGCGGACCCAUCAACAUGCUGCACAUGGAACUCCUGCACCAUUUUGAGAGGUUCACUAUUCCCACCCUGUCAUUUGAGAAGCUGUGGCCUCAUAUGCUGCAGCUCGCUUUCCAGGUACGGCAGCCACCAUCCCCUGGGCUCUCCCUGUAUGCAAAGCAGGAACCCGGCUGUGGGACCCAGCGGCAACACCAGCCCCUGGACUUGUCGAGCGACCGUCUCUAUUUGCUCUCAACCGGUGUCCGCCAAAUCUUUUUCAUGGCUUGGCCGCUUUUCCAGACCACUCAGAGUCUUUUCAUGCGGGUUGGGGUGCUUGGGCCAUGUAUGGCCCUCGAAGAUAUAGUUGAGGCCCGCGGGCUGAACUGGCAGCGCUUUCUGCGGGCGUUUAUGGACCUCUACGACAACUCGCGUUAUCACGGUGGGCCAAACGCCUUCGUUGGUUCUGAGUCGCCCUGUCCCUCGAGCCAGCGGUCGCAGAGCCCAGCGUCGCCAUUCCCGCCCGCGGCAUCGGCCCUAAGCUCCGGCUCCAACUCCCGCAGCAAUGCAUAUCUAGACGGCAUAGUUUCCAGUCUUCCAUCGUCCAAUGCUCCACCCUUCAAGGUUACGACCUUGUGGCAGAGCUUCAAGGAAGGCGAGGAAUAUAUCCGAAGUGCCGGAACGCACGACGAGGCUCUUGCGCGCGCCGCUUACAAGCGCAUCGCAGCACGACUUGCUAUCGCCAUGGCUUUCGUCCUGGAUCACACGUCCAGUGGUUGCCCAGCUUCCAGGGCAACGUGGAACAGUACCACCGGCAGCCGUGAGCCACCUUUAAGGCCAAGCGACACGGUGCGUUAUGUGGCGACGUUUCCCAUGAUGUGUUUUGGGCCGCCGCUGGCGCUGAUUUCCAGUGGAGACUCGCGGAUCUUGGUAGUGCUCUUUCACAUAUAUCGUGUCGUACGCAUUUUGUUGCCGGGAGAGCAGUAUUGGUGGUGUAGAAGGCGCGUGAAGGUUAUGGAGGAGGCGAUUGGGCGCGAGCUAAGGAGUAGAGGACUGGAGGUGUGCUUAAGGCGGAAAGACGAGGUUCUGUAG